Nakaseomyces glabratus is the source of this 3537-nucleotide messenger RNA. RefSeq names its product Spa2p (gene SPA2). The record is from RefSeq and is a predicted model, not a curated record. Gene Ontology annotation, cellular component: actomyosin contractile ring; mating projection tip; cellular bud tip. Gene Ontology annotation, molecular function: MAP kinase scaffold activity. Gene Ontology annotation, biological process: mating projection formation; pseudohyphal growth; invasive filamentous growth. NCBI's taxonomy places the organism in Eukaryota, Fungi, Ascomycota, Saccharomycetes, Saccharomycetales, Saccharomycetaceae.
AUGUCUGAGCUCACACAAUCUCAAUUGGAGGACAUUAAAGGCUAUUUUGUAGCUUUGAAAACUUUCUUCAAUGCUACAAACUCAAAUAAAGAUAGGUCGAGCUCUUCUAGAGCUCAAAAAGCUAGAGCCAAGUUAUUAAAAUUGAGUCCGUCUCAAUUUUAUGAACUGAGUACUGACGUAUCCGAUGAAUUAAAUAGGCGUAUUAAUGAGGACCAGGACCAGCCGGAAUAUCUUUUACCUAAGACAAACUUCCAUGUGAAAAGAAACCAAGCAAGACAGAAACUUGCAAAGUUGUCCCAAACUAGAUUUAACGAUCUCAUAGACGACAUAUUAUUUGAGAUUUAUAGAAGAGACUAUCAUAACGGUUCGACUAAAAAGCCAGAUGGUUUUGAUAAUUUUGGAAACGAGAAACAAAGUACUAAAUCAGAGAUGCCUUUUGAUCCUAAAGAUGACACAGUUGAUAAUUAUAACAGAGUUGAUGAUAACGGCGAUAAUACCGUAAACCGGCAUUCCAAUACUGAUGAAAAUAGUAGCUCUAACAAUGAAACUACAACAUCAACUACAGUACAGCCUAUAGUAGUCAUCCCCAAAAAAGCCUCUAUUGAUUGGUCAUCAGAAGAAGAAGAUAAUAAUGAAAAUUUAGAUGGUAUUACGAAGCAAGUCAAACCAAUUACUGAGACUGACGAUGUUACAAGUAAUACUAAAAAUGAAUCUACCAAUUUAUCUGAUUUGAUUGAGAAGACUUUCAACAAUGCUGAAGCAGUACAAGAAGAAGAAGAGGAAGCCCAUAAUAAGAUGUCUACUCGCUCAACUGAUAAUGAUGACUUUAAUCUCAAUGAUACCCCGGUAACAAAGAAUAGUAAUGAAGAGAAGAACAAUUUAGCUUCAAAACUGUUUGAAUUUGACCAACCACAAGAUGUAUAUAGCAGUACAAAUGACUUUUCUUCUUUAUACAGAUCUGCGGAAGAUAUUUCAGAUGUCAAAGAAGGUGAUCAAUCUCUUGAAUUAGGUAACGGUGAUGACUCCUCUAAUCACAUUGAACAUAGGUAUCAAAAGGACUUCAUCCAACUAAACUCUCAAAUAAGGGAUCUUUCCAUUGAGAAUGAACAGCUUAAACAGCGUAUAUCUGAACUUGAGUUAGAGAUGAAAUCACCAACAAAAUCUGUAAAGAGAGAAACAUAUUUGCCUCCAGUUGAUACCAAAAAAACACUUAAAAACUUAAUGGAAGAUAAUCUUCUUAACGAUUCUGAUAAUUUGCAAAAAUUCUUCGAUCCUAAUGGAUACAUUUCUUUUGAACAUGUAGAUACAGUUAGAAAAAAUGUGAAUCUGAUAUAUUCUACUAUCUAUGCAAACUACAAGUCAGAACAAGAGCAUUUUGAUGUACAGGGUAAAACUUUGUUCAAGUAUUUGGCUUACAUUUCUGAUGCAAUUUCAAGAGUGUUGUCUGAGCUACAACUUCCUGAGUUUCAUGACCAGAAUGUAAUUGUUAAGGCAGCAGUUUCACAUGCUAUUACAACUUUGAGAUAUUAUACCACUUAUGGUCCACUUAUACCGGUUGUUACUCUACAGGCAUCUAUUACUGAAAUACUGUUUUCUUUUUGUACAUUAAUAAAAAGUGCCAAAAUUAAGUAUGAUGGUAAAGAAAUUGCAAGGUUAAACAGUGAUAACACAAAUAACAUGGCAAAAUCUGAAUCAACAAAAUUGCCCACCUUUCCUUCAACACCAGUUGUAGAUGAAAAGCAGAAAAUGACGCCCUUCUUCCAAAAGCCAGGUGAACUGGAUUCCUUUCUUGAUCAAAACGAGGAAUCGCCUGUAAAACCUUUGAAAAUUACACAGAAAGCAAUAAAUAGUCCAAAACUAACCCCGGCAUCAACUUCAAGAAAGCCUUCAGGGACAGGCUUAUUUUCACUAAAAAUUGAGAGCAAAUCUGUGGAUACUCUAAGUAGAUGGAAAGAAGAAAACAAUGGACCUGAUUUAACUCCUUCCAAAAUUUCAAGAGACGUUAAAGAAUCAGGACAUUUAGAGAUUAAAACUCCAUCAAAGGAUGUAACUAAGGACAUAGAUAAUAACCCGAAAACAUCUAACCCUGCAAGUUCAGUUGAUCCAAACAUUGCUGGUAAAUCUAUUCCUGUCGUUGAAUUGAAAAAUCAGACAGACUCGAACAAGACAAAUGAUAAUACAUUUCAACUCCAAGCAGAACCUGCUCCUAUUUCAACGAAUAAAAAGUCAGAAGUUGAACCUGUUAUUGAUACGGUGCAGUCUAGUCGAGUUGCUACAGAGCCGACUUCUUCUAUGAAUAAUUUGAAACCAGACCCAAGCUCUACAGAAUUAACAGAACCCUCUAUAGAAAAACCAUCACCUCCAAAAGGACUAUCGCUAAUGGGUAGCUUCACGAAGUCAUCACUAAGAAAGGUAGAUCUCAGCGGAGAGCAAAAUAAAAGGGAUACUGACAUUUCUAAAGAUCAGCACCCUAUAGAACUUAAAAAGUUCGAAUCUACAUCUGCAAAAGAAAGUUCCUUAGCUCCUAAAUCAGAUUCGGAAUCUCACUCAAGAAGUUCAUUUGAAGGUGAUGAUAGUGUGCAAUAUGAGCCGCUUACAAAGUCUCAAGGAACUGCAAAUAAUUCAGGCCUAAAGGAUGACAUUCGAGCUGGGCCAAAUACCAUGGAAGGAAUAACCUCUCAUGAGACAAAAAACUUAAUGGCAGUUGACUCAAUAAAAAAGAAUGUUGACAUCAAGAAGCCUGAUGAGCCAACAAAAACUAUUGAGGAUAUUAAAAAAGACAAUGUCAAAAAAGUUUCCAGUAUAACCACAGCAGAUACUCUGAAUUCUGUUAUUGAAAGUCCUCAACAAAAUACCAUUCACACCAGUAAGAAUGCUGAAACAAAAACCGAUAGUGAAGAAGAGGACGGCAAUGACAACGAGGCCGGCGAUGAAGACGAAGAUGAUGAUGAAGAAGACGAUGAAGACGAAGACGAUGAAGACGAAGACGAUGAGGAGGAUGAGGAUGAGGAUGAGGAUGCCAAUGAAAAUGCUAGUGAUAUAAAUUUUGAUAUUGAUGCGUUUGACAUUGAAAACCCCGAUAAUACUUUAUCUGAGUUGUUACUCUAUCUAGAACAUCAAACAAUGCAAGUUAUAUCCACAAUUCAAAGUCUCUUGACAUCCAUAAAGGAACCGCAAGCAACAAAAGGAAACCUACGUUCAGAAUCCAAUGCUAUUAAUGAAGUUAUAGGACAAAUGGUUGAUGCAACAAGUAUUUCUAUGAACCAAAGCCGUAACGCUAAUCUAAAAGAGCAUGGUAGCUGGGUUGUUCAAAGUUUGCAAGAUUGUGCUAUGCGAUUGACAGUUUUGUGUAAGUUAAACAAGAAUGGUACUCUAAUUCAUGAAGAUAAUGAUGGUGAUUAUGCUGAUAAGAACUUUAAACAAAGAUUAGCAGGUAUUGCCUUUGAUGUGGCCAAAUGUACAAAGGAAUUGGUGAAAACUGUUGAGGAGGCAAGUUUGAAGGAAGAAAUUGACUAUCUCAAUGCAAGAUUAAAAUAG